Molecule: messenger RNA, 5558 nt
Organism: Drosophila grimshawi
Lineage: Eukaryota; Metazoa; Arthropoda; Insecta; Diptera; Drosophilidae
Product: C2 domain-containing protein 5
Exons: 10
Coding region: 151-4968 (1605 amino acids)
Biological process (GO): positive regulation of protein targeting to membrane; intracellular protein transmembrane transport; positive regulation of vesicle fusion
Cellular component (GO): plasma membrane
Molecular function (GO): calcium-dependent phospholipid binding; calcium ion binding
Source: RefSeq, a predicted model, not a curated record
ACAAUAAUAGAAUAUAACGUGCAAAUUGGCUUUUUGGUCAGCAACUUGGACGAAUUGGAAGGAACACGCAUUGUGUGUGUGUGUGCGUGCUGGUUGUGAGGAGGAAAUAUCCUCAAGGUUUGUGAUUUUGCUGAGACAGCAGGCAACAAAAUGCCAGGCAAGGUAGGCGUCAAAAUAAAGGCUGCGCGUAAUCUGCCAGUUAUGGACAAGAGCAGCGAGACAACCGAUGCCUUUGUGGAAAUCAAGCUGGCCAACAAAGAGUACAAAACGGAGGUGUUCCGAAAAAGUCUAAAUCCAACGUGGAACACCGAUUGGUUUCGCUUUGAGGUCGAUGACGCCGAGCUGCAGGACGAACCGCUGCAAAUACGUCUGAUGGACUAUGACACGUAUUCGGCAAACGAUGCCAUUGGCAAGGUGAACAUCAGCCUGAACCCGCUAUGCUUGGAGAGCCUUACUCAGGCGGCCCAUGGCAAGGGCACCGUGCUCUCCGGCUGGAUACCCGUCUUUGAUACGAUGCAUGGAAUUCGUGGCGAAAUAAAUGUCAUUGUCAAAGUGGAUCUGUUCUCCGAUGUCAAUAAGUUCCGACAGAGCUCCUGCGGCAUACCCUUCUUCCACUCGCCUUGUGUGCCCUUUGGCUAUCGCGCACAGAUCAUACACGGCUUUGUCGAGGAGCUGGUGGUCAACGAUGAUCCCGAGUAUCAGUGGAUCGACAAGAUACGCACACCACGCGCCUCCAACGAGGCCCGACAAGUUGUCUUCCUCAAGCUUUCGGGUCAGGUGCAACGCAGGAUGGGCCUGAAGGCCAUCAAUAUGGGCGCCAAUGCAGUCAUCGGCUAUACGCAAUGCUUUGAUUUGGAGGGCGAUGUGGGCGUCGUCGCACGCGGUGUUGGCACAGCCGUAACACUCAUCAAGGACUCUACCAGCAGCAGCAGUCAGCCAAACAGCGCGGAUAUUGUCCUCAUCGAAGAAGUCCAAAAGUAUUUAGAUUUUCUCAACUGCACCGACGGCAGCAGCUCCAGUCUGCCUCUGUCCGGUCGCUCACCCCAGCAAUACCGUCUCAGUAUAUAUAAGCAGCCCAGUGUUAGUCCCAGUUCGGCGGCAGCAGCAGCAGCGGAGGCAGCGACGUUGUUCUACUUAGAGAGCGGCAGUAGCGAUACGGAGGAUGCGGAUGUCAUGCAGAAUCUGCUCAGGCAGGAAGAUGAGCGUGGCGAGCGGGUGCGCGAGAAGAAGCUGCGUCAUCGCAUGCAGCGCAUGACUUUAUCGUCGCGCAAUGCUUUCAGCGAGAAAUAUGCCACAUUGCUGCGACGCAUGGAGCCCAAGAUACCGGAGAAUGCCACCCAGUCGCUGAGCAAUCUGCUUGGCAUUGUCGCUGGCGGAACGGGCGGAAAACGUCGCCGUAAAUCACGCAACACAGUCGGCAAGCGGUCAUCGUUGGCAAUAACGCGUUCCAUCAGCGAUGAUCCGGGUCGCUCGGGAACAACAGCAAGGAGUCAGCUGAGUGUGCCUCGGCACUCUGAGUAUGAGGAGAACACACGCUCCGCACCGGAUUUGGAUGCCUUUGAGCGUAAGUCGACAUACUCGACGGACUCAUCAGAGUCGUUGUCAAUAAUCGAAACGAUUGCCAAUGCAGCCACAUCCAGCGACAGCGACGAAGAACAGCAGCAACAGCUCGAGCAGGAGCAGGAGCAGGAAGAGCAGCUGCAGGAUAACUGGAUAAAGCCCGGCGAAACAGGCAGCUAUGGCAGCCAGCUGGAUCUAGUACCCAAGCGUCAUACGCUUCUUGAAGAUCUCAGGAGUUUCUCGCGUCGCUUGCAGCAACUGAUCCACUUGACUCCACGGCAGAAUCUUGAUAUUGAGGCAUUGCCCAGACACUCGCUGCUGUAUGCCACGGCUGCACUGGCGCCAUCAUCCAUGGAGCGCAAGUCAUAUUAUAGCUCACAGCCAGAGCUGGCCACGAGCAGCGAACUUGAUUGGCCCACUUCGGCUGCAGUUAGUUUAGCAUUCGCAUCCAUGUUGCAGCUAAAUCGCUUGCCAAGCUAUGAAAACAGUCUCACUCUAGAUGCCGAUCACAUCGAAUCCUAUGCACCACAUCCACUCGAAUCCGAACCACAACUGAACACGCUGCUGCCUGUUGCUCCUGUGCUCUGCAUUUGCCCAUCGACUCCCACGCCCACCGAAUCUGAUAAUAGCUCACAAUUAUCGCCCAUUCAGACACGUGCUUUUGAAUAUUAUGAUCCGCCCGUUUUCAGAUUAGACCAUGUUGUAAAUAUCUCUAAUACUAGUACUAACCAUAGUAACAACAAUAAUGAAUCAUCGUUGCUUGCUCCAUGCUAUUCUGUUUCGUCAUUUGCCAUACAAAACCAACAACAACAACAACAAUGCUCGACUAGGUCCAGCAGCGAUCUUCAACAGCAGCCGCAACAACAGCAGCAGCCACAACAACAACAGCAACCACAACUAUUACCGGCUCAGAGCGUCUUAAUACCCACAACGAUUGCCAACAUUGAGAACAAUGGGAAUGCGAAGAAAUUCACAUCGCCUGUGGGCGGCAAUCGUCUGAAGCUAACGCCCAGUCCAUCGAAGAGUGGUAUUUCAGGUGGUGCGAAUGCGGACAGUGCAUCCACAUCUACCACAUCGACGGCCACCACAAUGGUGCCGAGCAAGGAGGUGGGUGAGAUCUGUCGUCGCUCCUCCGACUCCGAUUUGAGUGUGACGCCAAAGGGCAACUCAAUUUGUGUGGCAAGCGAGCGUCUGGUAGCUGCCACAGCGAUGAUGCGCUUAACGACACCGACCGUGGGCAGCAAGGCAACCGACAAUCUGGAUAUGCUGGAAUAUCCAUUCCUAACGAUGACCAAGUAUCCAACGGGCUUCAUACUCCAUUUGGGCGCCACUGUGGCGGCACGCUCGGUGAAACUGCUGGAACGUGUCCCCAACCCCGAUGAGCCUGAGGUGCGUGAUAGCUGGUGGACGGAGCUGCGCAUGGAAAUACGCUCUCAUGCUCGAUCCCUGGGCUGCAACGUAGUGCUGGGCUAUGCGGAGUCUACGACAAUAUCAGACGAUGUGUGCGUUUUGUCCGCCACUGGCACCGCAGCCGUUAUCAACAUGGUCUUCAAUCGAUCCGUCUCGCAAACGGAUAUCUUUGCCAUGUCUAAGGCUGGCAACAAUGUGUCUGCCAUGUCCAAUUCGCUGGAGGAGCGUGAGGCGAACGGCAGCGUUGCCGAGACAGCGACAUCCAGCAAGGACGGCGGUUCGCAGGGCACAGCCAGCGGAUCGGCGAGUAAGCGCUACGGUCUUCCAGCAUCAAAUGCUACACGCAACACCUGUGCCAUCUGCCAUGUGCCGUACAACCUCAGCUCGGUGCCGUUCAAUGUGAAGAUGAAGAAGUGCGCCAUAUGCCGUAAGGGGCGAGUGCCGGAUGUGCUGCUGGCCACGCUAGAGGUGCCCGAGUUUAUGCAGGUGACGGGACGCGGCUGCUUUAUGCAGGCACAGGUUGUUCGCGCCAAGAGGGAUUUGCGUGCCGAACUCAAUGCCAAAGAGAUAUCCGAUGGUCUACCUUUUCUGGAAUACGAGCUGCAUCGUGUGCUCAUCAAUAAGCUAAAGGCCAAGGGCAUGAAUGCCAUAUUCGGACUGCGUACUCAGGUGGCCAUUGGGGAGCGAAUGAUAGCAUUAAUUGCCACGGGAACAGCGCUAUUUCUGAGUGCGCUGCCGGUACCGCAAGUGCCGAAAAUCGUUGCGGGCAACUCGUGGACGGACAAGCAAAAGCUUAACGAACUGCAGAAGAAGCUGCAGGAGACCUUUGAACGUAACCAAGAGAUUUAUCAGCUCAAAAUCAUGGAUCCCGAUUUGGCCAGCAUUUGUGGCGGAGCGGGCGAUAAGCAUUCGGAUACCGAUGAUUCCGAUGAUGAGGAAAUGAACGAAAUCGAUUUGAAUUGCGGCAACAAAGAAUUGUGUGUGUUGGAAGUCGAUGAUAUUGAGGAUUUGGAAAUUAUAUCACUGCUCAUGGAGCCAUAUCCGCCGGAGGGUUUCCACGUGGUCAACACACAACAGGUGCCCGGCAUGCAGGAGCUAGAUGCUGUCAAAAAUCUUCAAAUGUUUACGCAAGUAUUUCGUGCUCGCCUCGAGGUAGGACAAAAUGUAAAUGGAUUCCAAAAGCACUUCCAACGACUCCUGCAGACCAUUUAUUUCAAGCUGCGCACCAUGAUACCCUGCGCCAUUUGUGAUCUACGCUUUAGACUGGAUUUGCCAGAAACGGACCAAAUUCAAUUACUUGUCACUGGCAUGGCUAUGGGUCUGAGUGAUGGCAGUAAAAUAAAAUAUCGUCGGCGCGGAGGGCCGACAACGCAGCAGAAUGGCUUUAAUGAUGGAACAGGGCAGCAAGCGUCCGCUGUGAAUGCAGCACAAUCGCAGCCAGAGCUUAACGGCAAGCGAGCCCUGCAGGAGGAGGAUUACAUUUUCCCGCUGGACGAGGAUCAAAUGGUCGAUACGCCGACGCCGACCAGUACUGCAAUACCGCCAUUCGGCAUGAGUUCUUUCAAAAUACGCAAGACUUCACCGUCGCGACUUGGUAAUUUGACGACAACUUUGCCCGCAGUCAAGCCGCUCAACAUAGCAGCAGUGCCGCGUAGUCGUUCCUUUCCGCUGCGUGAUCAUUAUGGUGUCGAUUUAACACCGCUCAGCUUUAUACCUGGUGGACGCAUUGAAAAGUAUUUGGGCAACCUGAACUUCUUCUUUAUUAGGGAGAGCACCUCCAUACGCGAAAAUGGUGGUAUUAGUGGAUUUGUGCAUGGCUUCAUCACCGAGCUGCUGGCAGUGGUGCGGGCGCAUAUUGCCUCACUGGGUGGCAAUGCAAUGGUCUCCUUCUAUAUAAAUGAACUAAUAUUGUUCGAUAAUCAGCACAAGAAUCAGGGUCAGUGCCUGAUUAGCAUCGGUGGCGAUGCGGUCUACGUGAGCUACUACGCCGAUGACUGAUAUACACGUUUGCGGGGCAUAUAGCGCUUAUUUUAUGCAAAUCGUCCCAAAAGUCUCUACUACUGAAAACAAACCAACUCUCUCUUCCAUAUGUAUGCUCUCUUUCCUUUUCUCUUGCUGCCAAUCACUUUUCGGCUCUCUGGCUUGGCCUGAACUAAGCAGGACACGCUCAUAUUAUACAAAUUCUUAUUAUGUUGUACUUAAAUAUGUAUUCAAUGUAGUAGGUAUCGGAAUUUUCAGCUGUAUCUGGGCUAUACAGUUGAUAUCAAUAUGCAAUAUUCAAACUGUGAAUUGACGUUUUACAUGUAGAAUGAAUUUAUCUUUCGUGUUAUUUGUGUGCUUAAUGUUUAAUGCUUAGCUACUUACAAUUUUCAUGAUCGUAGUCUGUACAUAGUUGAAGACGUUAAUUGAAUUUAAAAUUUGAUAGAUAAUUUGUUUUCUUAUUGCUAUGAGCAAAUAGCCCUAAAAAAUAAUAAUAAAAUAUACACACUAUGUGUAACUAAUUUUGCCAACACAAAAGUCAACCAUCAACUUAUGUAUGUAACAUAUACAAUAAUAAAUAAAAUGAAAUCUUUGAUAUAGAAUCCAAA